Molecule: messenger RNA, 2883 nt
Organism: Hansenula ciferrii
Lineage: Eukaryota; Fungi; Ascomycota; Saccharomycetes; Phaffomycetales; Wickerhamomycetaceae
Gene: PFK1
Product: 6-phosphofructokinase subunit alpha
Exons: 1
Coding region: 1-2883 (960 amino acids)
Biological process (GO): fructose 1,6-bisphosphate metabolic process; fructose 6-phosphate metabolic process; canonical glycolysis
Cellular component (GO): mitochondrion; 6-phosphofructokinase complex; cytoplasm
Molecular function (GO): ATP binding; fructose-6-phosphate binding; 6-phosphofructokinase activity
Source: RefSeq, a predicted model, not a curated record
AUGUCUGUCACUGGGGUUGCCUUUACUUCAUUCGCAACUAAGGACAUUAGGCCUUUUGAAGAAGCUGUCAAAUAUUAUAAAGCGCUAGGGUUCAAACUUAUUAGAAACUAUACAAGAGAUUUAAACGCUACAAGCUCAGUUAGAGGUGUCAGUCAUGAUUCUUCUAGAGAAGUCUGGCUAGAAUCUUUCAAACUCUCACAAUUUGAAAAUGGUUCCAGAGUCCCAUUACAAGAAUCUAAUAGUUUACAAUCCGAAGGUGUUGUACUCAAAUUAAGAUUAAUUGCACCAGAUAUGGAAAAUCAAGGUUUUGAAACUGAACUAGAAGGUGAAUUAAACUUAUUCACUGUGGAUAUUGAUCAAAUCUCCAAGAUUUUGAAUAUAAAACCAGAUGAAACUAAUUCAAUAGUAACAAAAGAUCCAUUAGGUAACAAUAUUACAUUUGUUGAUUUCCCAACUCCAUUCAAUAAGGCAAUUAAUGCAUCAGUUUUCGGUGCACAAGUUGAUUCAGAUGAAAACGUUGAAACUCAAUCAGCUUCCAAAAAGAAGAAAAUUGCAGUCAUGACAUCAGGUGGUGAUGCCCAAGGUAUGAAUGCUGCAGUUAGAGCUGUUGUUAGAACUGGUAUCUUUUAUGGAUGUGAUGUCUUUGCAGUCUAUGAAGGUUAUACAGGUCUUGUUGUUGGUAAUGAAUUGAUUAAACAAAUGGCUUGGGAAGAUGUUAGAGGUUGGUUAUCUCUUGGUGGUACUUUAAUUGGUACUGCUCGUUGUAAAGAAUUUAGAGAAAGAGCUGGUAGAUUACAAGGUGCUAAAAAUAUGAUUUUAAAUGGUAUUGAUGCUCUUGUUGUCUGUGGUGGUGAUGGUUCUUUAACUGGUGCUGAUUUGUUCAGAUCUGAAUGGCCAUCAUUAGUUGAUGAAUUGGUCUCUACAGGUGUUUUCACCGAAGAACAAGUUAGACCUCAUAGACAUUUAACCAUUGUUGGUUUAGUUGGUUCAAUUGAUAAUGAUAUGUCAGGUACUGAUAAUACCAUUGGUGCCUACUCUUCAUUAGAAAGAAUUUGUGAAAUGGUUGAUUAUAUUGAUGCUACUGCUACUUCUCAUUCAAGAGCUUUCGUGGUUGAAGUUAUGGGUAGACAUUGUGGUUGGUUAGCUUUAAAUUCUGGUAUUGCAACAGGUGCUGAUUACAUUUUCAUUCCAGAACGUGCAGCAAAUAAAGAUACUUGGAAAGAUGAAUUAAAAGAAGUUUGUCGUCGUCAUAGAGAAAAAGGUAGAAGAAAAACUACAGUUAUUGUUGCUGAAGGUGCUCUUGAUUCUGAAUUAAAUCCAAUUACAUCUGAAGAAGUUAAAGAUGUUCUUGUAGAAUUAGGUUUAGAUACAAGAAUUACCACUUUAGGUCACGUUCAAAGAGGUGGUACUGCCGUUGCUUCAGAUAGAAUGUUGGCUACUUUACAAGGUGUUGAAGCUGUUAAAGCUGUCUUAGAUUUAACACCAAAUGAUCCAUCACCAUUAAUUGGUAUUUUGGAAAACAAAAUUGUUCGUCAACCAUUAGUUGAUGCAGUUAAAUUAACAAAAUCAGUUGCAACAGCAAUUGAAAAUAAAGAUUUUGAUAAAGCUAUUAAAUUAAGAAAUACAGAUUUUAUUGAAUCUUAUGAAAAUUUCCAAUCCAUUUCUUUACAUGAUGAUGGUUCUCAUAUCUUGCCUGCUGAAAAAAGAUUAAACAUUGCAGUUAUCCAUGUUGGUGCUUCAUCAGCUGCUUUAAAUGCCGCAACAAGAGCUGCUGCUCUUUAUGCCUUAUCAAGAGGCCAUACACCAUAUGCUGUUCAAAAUGGGUUCAGUGGAUUAAUUCGUCAUGGCUCAAUGAAACCUUUAACUUGGUUUGAUGUUGAAGAUUGGCAUAAUUUAGGUGGUUCAGAAAUCGGUACAAACCGUACUUUACCAUCUCAAGAUUUAGGUAAUGUUGCAUUUUAUUUCCAAAAAUAUAAAAUUGAUGGUUUAAUUAUUGUUGGUGGAUUUGAAGGUUUUAGAGCUUUAAGAGAAUUAGAUGAAGCAAGAUCACAAUUCCCAAUUUUCAAUAUUCCAUUAACUUUAAUCCCAUCAACUGUUUCAAAUAAUGUUCCAGGUACUGAAUAUUCAUUAGGUGUUGAUACAUGUUUGAACUCAUUAGUUAGUUAUUGUGAUGCAGUUAAACAAUCUGCUUCAUCAUCAAGAAGAAGAGCAUUUGUUGUUGAAGUUCAAGGUGGUCAAUCCGGUUAUAUUGCCAGUUAUAUUGGUCUUGCCACUGGUGCUGUUGCAGUUUAUACUCCAGAAAAAAAGACAACUUUGAAAACUAUUCAAGAAGAUAUUGCAUUAUUAAAAGAAAAUUUCUUACAAGAUAAAGGUGAUACAAGAUCAGGUAAAAUGUUGAUUCGUAAUGAAGCUGCUUCAAGUAUUUUCACAACUGAUUUAAUUGCUGAUAUAAUUCAAGAAUCGAGUGAAAAGAAAUUUGAAACAAGAACUGCAAUUCCAGGUCAUGUUCAACAAGGUGGUGCUCCAACUGCUUUAGAUAGAGUUAAUGCAUCAAGAUUUGCCAUCAAAUGUGCAAAAUUUAUUGAAGAAUGGAAUGAAAAAAUUAAUACAAAUACACUUGAUGGUAGUGAUGCAAGUCUUAGAUUCAAAUAUGUUGAUGGUAAAAAAGUCUCUACUGUGGGUGAUAAUGAAACUUCAGCUGCAGUUAUUGGUAUUGAAGGCACAGAUUUAACAUUCACUUCAAUCAAACAAUUAUGGGAAAAUGAAGCAAACAUUGAAUUAAGAAAAGGUUUGAAUGUUCAUUGGGAACAUUUUAAUGAAGUUGGUGAUAUGUUGAGUGGUAGAUUAAUUUUAAGAAAUAGAACAAAAGGUGAAGAUAAUUAA